Messenger RNA from Oncorhynchus mykiss (rainbow trout), 1991 nucleotides. RefSeq names its product mannosidase, endo-alpha (gene manea). Gene Ontology annotation, molecular function: alpha-mannosidase activity. NCBI's taxonomy places the organism in Eukaryota, Metazoa, Chordata, Actinopteri, Salmoniformes, Salmonidae. The record is from RefSeq and is a predicted model, not a curated record. Gene Ontology annotation, cellular component: Golgi membrane.
GACAAAUCUUGAACAGGAACAAUGCAUAGCGUCAAUUCACAAGUAGAUUGUCUUUUGCGUAUAGCGUAUGUAGGUACCCUGUGACCUAAUGUCUAAUUUAGUGAAACCAACAUUUUAGUGUGCUUCGGACAAAAUAGAUAAUACGCUAUGUAGCUCAUUCGGCUUUCUGCUGUCCUGUCCAGUCUAAAGUUCAGUGCAGCAAUGUCCGGAGAGAACAACAGCAAGAAAAUGAAUGAUGUUUGUAGAAUGAACCAACAUGGACCAGUCAAGUUUCAUUGACAACAAUAAGCCCAAAAACCCCUAAUGUUAACAGUUCUCCCAAGAAUGGACAGUGGAUCACAACAAGCAUUAACUGAAGAAUGGCAAGGUUUAGACGAAGAUCUUGCUCCACAUUUAUUGGUUUGGUGUUGCUCAUAUUCAUAGUAACAGUUGUUUUAAAGUCCUUUACACCAGAAUAUUCUCCAUUUGGAAGCAUCUUUGGUCCUGAAUUGUUCCCUAAUAUCAAAGGACCUGGAAAAAAUGCCAUUCAAAUGCUUGGUAAUAUUGACAGUGUCGUCCCUGAAGCACUGACCAAAAUGAUUGACAUAGACUCUGAGAGGGUCAAGAACGUAGAGGCUGCCCUUAGGCAAUUCCCUGCUCCAAACUACAAUAUUCAUGCCUUUUACUACACAUGGUAUGGCAACACACAGUUUGAUGGAAAAUACAUUCACUGGGACCACCCUCUUCUGCCACACUGGGAUUCAAAGGUGGCAGCAGGAUACCCAAGAGGGAGACACAGCCCACCAGAUGACAUUGGGGCUAACUUCUAUCCUGCUUUAGGAGCUUAUAGUUCCAGGGACCCCUCUGUUAUUGAAGCUCACAUGAAGCAACUGCGAGCAGGAGCUAUUGGUGUUCUUGCUGUUUCCUGGUAUCCACCUGGCAUGAAGGAUGAAAACGGUGAGCCAACAGAUGACAUUGUGCCUUUGAUACUGGAGGUGGCACAUGCAUAUCAUGUAAAGGUUGCUUUUCACAUUGAACCAUACAAAGGAAGAGAUGAAACAAGUAUGUUUAACAAUGUCAAGUACAUCAUAGAGAAAUAUGGUGAGCACCCUGCAUUCUACAGGCAUAGAACAAACACUGGCAAGUUUCUUCCUCUAUUCUACGUCUACGAUUCCUAUCUACUCAACUCAGAACAGUGGGCAAAACUCCUUAAACACACAAAAAGCAGUAGCAUUAGAGAUACUCCCUAUGAUGGUAUCUUCAUAGCCCUUCUUGUUGAAGAGAAACACAAGAGGGAUAUCGUCACGGCAGGUUUCGACGGAGUCUACACUUAUUUUGCCACUAAUGGGUUUUCCUAUGGCUCCACUCACCGCAAUUGGGAGUCCAUUAAAACAUUCUGUGAAGACAACAACCUGUUGUUCAUUCCGAGUGUGGGGCCAGGUUAUAUUGACACCAGUAUUAGGCCUUGGAAUUUCCAGAAUACACGCAACCGCAUUAAUGGGAAGUACUAUGAAAUGGCCCUGAGUGCAGCCCUAGAAGCAGGUGCUGAUAUUAUAUCUAUAACAUCAUUUAAUGAAUGGCAUGAGGGAACCCAGAUUGAGAUGGCAAUUCCAAAAACAAGCCAGACUGUGUACCUAGACUACUUACCACACAAGCCUGUUGUCUAUUUAGAGGUAACUCGCAAAUGGGCAGCAAUAUUUAGCAAUGAAAGGAAGAGAUGGCUAGAAUGAUACAAAAUGUAAGGGCCUAACAUUAAAUCUUGCCAGAAAUUGUCUUACACAAUAUAGAUUAUAGAAUUUGACGACAAUAGUGCAUGUGACAGAAACCUAUAUUUACUUUUUGUCCUGUAUGGUAACAUUAUCAUGGUUUUACAGAUUAACUAAUGAAAGGGCAGCCUUGAAUUGUGUGGUAUUUGUCCUGCUUUAUAUGAUUAUAAUGAUUUGUACUUUAAUGUAUAACUGUUAUAUUUGGGCAAUUAUACAGUGAGGGAAUAAAGUAUUUGAUCCCCUGCU